Messenger RNA from Musa acuminata AAA Group (dessert banana), 540 nucleotides. RefSeq names its product protein MKS1. The transcript has a single exon. NCBI's taxonomy places the organism in Eukaryota, Viridiplantae, Streptophyta, Magnoliopsida, Zingiberales, Musaceae. Gene Ontology annotation, cellular component: nucleus. Bases 1 to 540 code for a protein of 179 amino acids. The record is from RefSeq and is a predicted model, not a curated record.
AUGAGCCCGUCCGUACGAGAGAUCAACGGCCCCCGCUCCGCCCCUCUCAAGAUCCACAAGGACUCCCAGCUCAUCCACAAGUCUCCCUCGUCCUCCGCGGCCACCGGCGCCCGUUGCCAGCGCAACCAUCCCGUCGUCAUCUACACUCAUUCGCCCAAGGUCAUCCACACGCAGGCCAGCGACUUCAUGGCGCUCGUCCAGAAGCUCACCGGUCGAUCCCAGUCCCCCGAGGACGACAACGGAACCAACGGCUCCGCUCCACCGCAAGACGUUUCACGUGAAGAUGACGCCGCCGUGUCCAGUGAUUCAUCUUCCUGGUUCAUAAGCUCCUCGUUGUCAUCUGCCACGACGAUGUCUUGGGCGGGGUUCGACACUGUGCCACCACCGAACCUGUCGUCGGCGGAGACACCGAUGCUGUUGACGCCCGGCUUCCCGAGCGCAUUCUUUGGAUGCAUGGAUGCUAGUGGGGCAGUGUCGCCUUCUGUCGUCGAAGCGAUGAGUAUUGACAGCUUUGGAGGGAGACGGCGUCCCCGAGAGUGA